Messenger RNA from Seminavis robusta, 2266 nucleotides. Lineage: Eukaryota; Bacillariophyta; Bacillariophyceae; Naviculales; Naviculaceae. The record is from the annotation of a GenBank genome assembly.
CCACCAGCCAGUGGCUGAUCUUGCCAAAAUUUGACAUAUAACGUGAACUAUGUGAUGAAUGGGAUGCACACGGCACGCACAGCAGUACGGUAGCUAUGACCAAGCCCGAGAGCGGCCCGGAUCUCGUGUGCUCAUGAACGAUCUUCGAGCAUCUGAGUUUAUUGGGAGAGCCAGCCAACAGGAGCCUGAGGGUUGUCUUCCAAUACGGUUCGGUAUCUGUUCAACAGUUCGGGAAGGCCAGAACAAUCGUCAAAGAAGUAGCAUGCAACGAUGAGCUGCCUCUUGCAUCUCAGCACCUCUGCAGCUUCUGUGGGAUCCUUUACGUACUGUACGAGUUCGUUCCUUCCGCACCGUUCCUCAAUGAUGCAUGACCCAAAAGCCCACUGUUCCCUCAUUUAGUGGGAGAGGGUGCCGUACAUGUACUUAAAAUGGGUUUCAAACCCAGCCAUCCGUAUUGACAGAAACACACCCUGAUGAGGUAUUGCUACUCCUAACCAAGAUUGGAGCUCGUGGAAUCAGACGUCUCUCUCUCUUUGGUCUUCUGUGGAGCAAACGACCGACGAACGACCAUCAGAUGUCACGACGACCCCGUCACGGGCUCACUACAAACAAUUUGUGAGCUCAGCCACGAUGCUCAUUAUUAUUUCUAAAGUACUCUUGUAGUGGUUGGUUGGGGGUACGGUACGACCGUACGACCUAACACAUAGCUAGCUAGUAGAUCGGUUGGAGGGCAGGGAAGUUCUCCAAAAUGUGACGACACACUGACUGGACUCGACUUGGGGCCGACUAUUUUGUCGAGUGGUUCCGUGUUACUUCACCUUUCGAAUGUUUUAAUUCACCUUUUGAUUGUUUCAGUCUGGGAAGUCCGAAAGUCGUGUCCUUCGCUCACUGCGAGCGUAAGUUACAUACCUCAUUAAAGCUCGACUCUCAUUUAUACCGGUACAGCAGUGCAUACAUACAUACAUAUUCCCAACAACAGCAAUCAUGCUUCUUCCAGUCUCUUCACGUGCAUUUGCGGCUGUGCUCUGGCUGGCUGCAUUGGUUGUCGGGCAAUCCCAGGACUGUAACAACACGGUAGCCAGCAAUGGUGUGGACUUUGGGUGCAAUGUAGACAGUCCCAUUUGUGUGGGAGCGAACAAAGCCGAACCAGCCAUGAAUAAGGCAGGAGUCAUGUGCAAACACUGCCUUUCCGCUGGAGCGGCAGCUGCUGAUGUUGCCGGCCUGGUGGAUGUUGGCUGCACCGCUGACAAAGAGGUUUGUGUCGAUGAUGGGGGCACCCCAGUGUUGGCUCGCCAGGGUGGUUCGCAAUGCGUGCGCAAUUGCAACAUCUCCGUGGAGGUCACCAGUUGCACCCUCCAAAGCGGGCCGUCUGCAGGGGCACCCUGUGAUGCUCCCGUUCAAGAAAUCUGCCGCGGCAGGAAAUCGACGAUCACUAUGCGCUACAACGGUGGAAGCUGUCUCCAGAGUAACACUAUCCAGGAGUCAGGCAGGUUCGAAUGCUUUGACUCGGGUGAAGGUCCUCCGGUUGAGGAAGGUUCGACGGUGUUUAUCGUAGUUGAAGACCCAAGAAACAACGAGGUGCUCCACAGCGGAGUUGUCGCUGUAGGGUCGACCUUCAACAUUGAUGCGAUUGAUGAUGGCGACGAUGAUUCUCCAAGGGUGCCGGCUGGUGCGACCAUCAUGAUCUACAAUUCCAGCAACACAGAAGAUCCAUCGGCCUUGCUUCAGGUAGUCACUUUCCAGAUUCAUUGCUCUUUCGGCCGAUUUGGCCUAUAUAUUGGUGAUACCUUCGGUGCGUCGACUUUUGUCGGGUUCAGCACGCAAGGAUCUGGUGUUCCUCCCCCGAGCACUGGUCUUGUGCUUGCAUCCGUCGAUAUUCUAGUGGCACUACCAUCGGCUUUUGCGGGAGAGUCCAUCGCAGUUACUUCGCUCGAGGCUGGAACUGGCUUUGGCACUGUGGAUUUGUUUGAUCAGCUCUCUGAUCCCGUCCUCGGUAACACUACCGCACUAUCGAAAAAUGACCUAAAUCCUACUACCUCGUUCUCGGCAAGCAUCCCCUUUGAGUUUGACUACACGCUUGGUCCACGCGUCAUCACUGCCACUGUGAAACUCGUGGCGCAGAUUGGAGCGGGCAGCGAGUUGUGCACAGGAAAAUCCGCUUUCAGUUUCAAAACCUCUGUUACGCCCAUUAGAGAAUCGGUGUAGCGCCUAGCUACCGGUAGUUAGUAGAUACUCGAGUAGAUAACAUUGAAAGUGAACUGAAACU